AUGUACUCGUCAAUGCAACAGGGCCGGCUCCUUUGGUCUCUCGCACGACCCUGUCGUUUCGUCGCGCACCGUCGAUUUCCUGCAGCUGUCACGUCUCCGUUGCGUCGCUUUCAUCUUUCGCAGACAUGGCGGUCCUCGACACCGUCUGAUCCUAAUAAUCCUCGAGACUCGGUUCCCGAGAAUGCCCACAGCGAAACGCCAACACUCAAUGGCACCUUCAAUCCAACUCACGCCGACGCCUCGAUUGAUCCAGUAGACCGGCCAAGCGCAAAGGAUCCGGGUCCCUACGGGUCUCCCAUUCGAAGGGCGCUCAGAAGUAGGAAGCGCUCCAAGGAACCAGUGGCCCAAACUGUCACAAUCCCUGACUGGUUCCGUGAGCGGAAUACGGUGCUCAGCCAGAGUUGGGCAGCAGAGACGCAACAACCGGUGAAUAUCCGCGCCGUUGUACAAGAUGAUAAAUCAUCUGCGGAUGGACUGUCUUCUGGAGGCAACGGGGAGGAACCGCCUGCAGCCACUGGGCAGCCUCCCCUCAAACACCGUUACGCCUUGACCGACGCGUUGUGGGAGGAACUGUGCGCCUCCGCAAGGGCCGGUUUACGGCUCCCACCGGCAAAAUACGCAACCGAGCCAUCUGCGCGCAAAUCACACCUUGUGCUUCAUUAUCCUGGCCCUGAUGGGAUUUUGUUCCUAGACGCGGUGAUAAAGCGCCUUGCCGGGGAGCUCAGUGCUGAUUUGGUGACGCUCAAUGCUCAAGAUAUCGCCCAACUCUGCGUUGAGCAGGAUUUAACAGACACGGGUAGAACGUCGCCUAUCCGACUCCUGGGCUAUGAAGUGUUUCGGCCAUCAGUUUCGAAUUCGUGGCGAGAGUCUGGCGAUGGGAUGAAUGAGGAAGAUGAAGGUGAAACCGACGCGAUGGUUCCAAGGAACUUACGCCCUGGCGGCAUGGGCAGCCCAAAAUUCAUAACGAUUGAGAGUGCCCGCGAACCGGGGGAUAUCCCUCUUCCCAAUCUAUUCGGUCUCAAGUCGCUGGUUGCGGCAAUUAGCCCGUCAGAUGGUUCAGUAGGCACCGCAUCAUCUCAACCGUCUUACGAUCGAGUCGAGGAGAGGCGGCUUCAGCUUCUGCAUAAACUCAUCUCUCCUGGCGAACCUUCAGGACAGGCGCUCACUCCAACCGCGACCGAUCAAGAUGAACCUAGUGACUUCGUCGAACCUAAACAAGAACAAAGGGGUGAUAUCAUCGUCCAGGUUCAGGACUACGCUGAGAUACAGAGUUCGCGUGAGGGCUCCAGAUUUCUGAAUUUACUACAGCAAGUAAUCCAGGACCGGCGAAAGGACGGGCACCGGGUUCUAUUCAUUGGAACCGCAGCUCAAGACGUCCCUCCAGACUCGGAUUCCUCCAGGCUACUUCAAAAUGCGUUUGACGACCAGUUCUCUCAAGUGGUCGUCGUCACGCCGGCCAUGAGCACAGACAUACGGGAAAAAACAUUCGCGGAAGAUCGAAAAAAACGGACACUUGAGGUUAACAUCCGACACAUCCAGAGCAUGCUCCGAACACGACUCGAGGAGCAACCCUCGGCAGUGAAGGAUGAAGUCUUCCAGAGUUCCUCUUGGCCAUUAGAUCCUUCUUCUAUAAAGGAUUCGGGCCUUGAUGAGCGAUACUGGUCGUAUAACCAAGUGCAUUGGGCAGCGACACUUGCUCUUGGAAGUCUCCGCGCCACUGAAGCCUUCGGUUUCGAACACAUCCAGAGCGGGCUCGAAAUGUUACGAAGGACAGAACGAGUAAGGGACGAGUGGUUGCAAGAACGAACGCCCAAAGCAAGGUCUUCCGAAACCGAAAAUAACCGUGAGCGGCUGAUCUCGUCGCUGCGUAAAACUUGCAAUUCGCAUGAGAAGAAGUUGCUAAACGGCGUGGUUGAUGCAAAAAGCAUUCGCACUACUUUUGCUGAUGUACAUGUACCGCCCGAAACGAUUGACGCACUCAAAACACUGACUUCCUUGUCCCUUAUCCGUCCUGAAGCUUUCACCUACGGUGUGCUAGCUACGGACAAGAUACCGGGUCUGCUUCUUUAUGGACCGCCGGGCACUGGUAAAACUCUACUCGCAAAGGCAGUGGCCCGCGAAAGUGGUGCCACUGUGCUCGAAGUCAGUGGAUCCGAGGUAUAUGAUAUGUAUGUGGGUGAAGGGGAGAAGAACGUCAAGGCCAUUUUCACACUAGCCAAAAAGCUCAAUCCGUGUGUCGUUUUCAUAGAUGAGGCCGACGCUAUCUUCUGUUCUCGUACUGGAGCCAGCAGCCGCACAUCCCACCGGGAACUGAUCAAUCAAUUCUUGCGAGAAUGGGAUGGAAUGAACGACCUUUCAACCUUCAUCAUGGUCGCCACAAAUAGGCCGUUCGACCUAGACGAUGCAGUUCUCCGUCGUCUUCCUAGACGGCUACUGGUGGACCUUCCUACAGAGCAAGACCGUUUGGCAAUCCUGAAAAUCCAUCUCAAAGAUGAAGCACUGGAUGCCUCAGUCGACCUUGCCGAACUGGCACGUCGCACUCCGUUAUACUCUGGUUCUGAUCUGAAGAAUCUCUGCGUGGCAGCCGCCUUGGCCUGCGUACGAGAAGAGAACGCCUUGGCACAACAGCAUACAGGCGAAAGCCCCUAUCAGUACCCUGCAAGGCGAACGCUGACAUGGGCGCAUUUCACUCGGGGCAUGGAAGAGAUCAGCGCAUCCAUCAGCGAAGACAUGUCUUCCCUUUCGGCAAUCCGGAAGUUCGAUGAGCAGUUUGGAGACCGCAAAGGUCGGCGCAAGAAGAGCCCCGGGUGGGGAUUCACAACGCAUGUCAGUGACCAGGCUAUACCAGAUGCUGCCCGCGUGCGUACCUGAAUGCAACAAUUAGAUACCCUAGAAUGAGACUUGGACGGUGUUUUGGUUCGACAGUGUGUUUUGACAGGGCUUUCGGGAAGGGAUGGUUCCGAUCAUGCGAUGCCAUUUGUACCACCACUAACUACUAUCUCUUUCUACAUGUAUUAGCGACACGGCGGCUUGUACCAACAGAAUCAAUAGUUAGACUAAAAAGAGUA
Messenger RNA from Aspergillus nidulans FGSC A4, 3068 nucleotides. RefSeq names its product ATP-binding protein. Bases 1 to 2871 code for a protein of 956 amino acids. Gene Ontology annotation, cellular component: mitochondrial outer membrane. The record is from RefSeq and is a predicted model, not a curated record. The transcript has a single exon. NCBI's taxonomy places the organism in Eukaryota, Fungi, Ascomycota, Eurotiomycetes, Eurotiales, Aspergillaceae. Gene Ontology annotation, molecular function: ATP hydrolysis activity; ATP binding.